AUGGUUAAUGGUCGGUGCGCUGCUUGCAAGUAUCUGAGAAGGAGAUGUCCUUCAGAUUGCGUAUUCGCUCCCUAUUUUCCCUCCAACAAUCCUCAAAGAUUUGAUUCUGUUCAUAGAAUCUAUGGUGCCAGCAAUGUUGCCAAAAUGCUCGAGCCACUGUCACCAUAUUUUCGAGCUCAAGCCGCCGAGACUUUAUGUUAUGAGGCUGAAAGUAGAAUACAAGAUCCUGUGUAUGGCUGCGCUGCGAUUAUUUUCCAAUUACAGCAGCAAAUAUAUAACACAGAAUCUGAAUUAGCCAAAACACGUGCUGAGAUUGCAGUUAUUAGAUCUAAUGGAAAAGGAAAAGAACCAGAGGUUCAGCCAAGUACCGAUCAAGUUCAUGAUGGUAAGCUGUUUCUGUACGUUGAAUUAUACAAAAACUGGCUGCUAAAAUGA
Molecule: messenger RNA, 435 nt
Organism: Rosa rugosa (rugosa rose)
Lineage: Eukaryota; Viridiplantae; Streptophyta; Magnoliopsida; Rosales; Rosaceae
Product: LOB domain-containing protein 24-like
Exons: 2
Coding region: 1-435 (144 amino acids)
Source: RefSeq, a predicted model, not a curated record